This is a messenger RNA of Pungitius pungitius (ninespine stickleback), 8591 nucleotides long. It is a transcript of the gene cacna1g, whose product is annotated as calcium channel, voltage-dependent, T type, alpha 1G subunit. The transcript is spliced from 39 exons. The coding region runs from base 306 to 7907 and encodes 2533 amino acids. The record is from RefSeq and is a predicted model, not a curated record. Gene Ontology annotation, cellular component: voltage-gated calcium channel complex; neuron projection; voltage-gated sodium channel complex. Gene Ontology annotation, biological process: calcium ion transmembrane transport; membrane depolarization during action potential; calcium ion import. Gene Ontology annotation, molecular function: low voltage-gated calcium channel activity; voltage-gated sodium channel activity. Lineage: Eukaryota; Metazoa; Chordata; Actinopteri; Perciformes; Gasterosteidae.
GAGAGCCUUGGACACGGGAGACCGGGGUCUUGGGCGCACCGUUUCUGCUGAGGAAAGGACGCGCGCAACAGCGCACCACCUGGAAACUAUACGCUCCGCCAAACGCACCCCCCCCCCCCCCCCCACCACUACAUUCUCUCCUCUCUUUGCCCGCUGCCACCCUCUCACCCCUCGUCCCCAUUCGUCGUUUCUGCUUCAAACCAACAGGGUUCUUUUUAUUCCACUUCAGGCUGGUGUGGACUUUAUCCGCGACAUAAACUGAUCAUGCGAUGACUGAGCGCGCUUUUGGACAUUACAGGAGGUGAAUGAUGGCCGAGGAUGGGGGAAAUCUCUCCGGCACCCCCGACGCCCGGGGCUCGGAGGGUCGCUCUUCGCUGCCGAGGACUUUCAUCCGGCUCAACGACCUGUCCGGCGUCGGGACGGGCGCCGGGGAGCGCGGCGAAGCGGCCGUGGCGGCGGAGGUGGCUUCGGCGGCGGGGCCCGCGUCCCCGGCGCCCGACGGGAUCUCCACAGCCGGGGAUGAGACGUCGGCGAGCGGCGACGAGAACCUGCCCUACCCGGCCAUGGCCCCCGUGAUCUUCUUCUACCUGAAACAAACCACCCGGCCCCGCAGCUGGUGUCUCAAAUUGGUCUGCAACCCGUGGUUCGAGCGAGCAUCCAUGCUGGUGAUCCUGCUGAACUGCGUGACGCUGGGCAUGUUCCAUCCCUGCGAGGACAUCGUCUGCAACUCGGAGAGGUGCAAGAUCCUACAGAAAUUUGAUGACUUCAUCUUCGCGUUCUUUGCCAUUGAGAUGGUCAUCAAGAUGAUGGCCCUGGGGAUUUUUGGCAAGAAGUGUUACCUCGGAGACACGUGGAACCGCUUGGACUUCUUCAUAGUAGUGGCUGGGAUGCUGGAGUACUCGCUUGACCUGCAGAACGUCAGUUUUUCGGCGGUGAGGACAGUUCGCGUGCUGAGGCCCCUGAGAGCCAUCAACCGAGUGCCAAGUAUGCGCAUCCUGGUGACCCUGCUGCUGGACACUCUGCCCAUGCUGGGCAACGUGCUGCUGCUCUGCUUCUUCGUCUUCUUCAUCUUCGGCAUCGUGGGCGUCCAGCUGUGGGCCGGCCUGCUCAGGAACCGCUGCUUCCUCGGAAACUUUUCCUUCCCUCUCUCUGUGGAGCUGGAGAAAUAUUACCACACCAAAAACGACGACGAGAGCCCCUUCAUCUGCUCCGAGCCCGGGGGGAACGGCGUGCGGGACUGCGGCUCGGUGCCCGAGGUGUACGAGGAGGGAGGCCUGCGGUGCACCCUGGGCUCGGAGUUCCACAACAGCACGGACAACACCACCUGCGUCAACUGGAACCAGUACUACAACAACUGCACGGCCGGUCUGGUCAACCCCUUCAAGGGAGCCAUCAACUUUGACAACAUCUGCUACGCGUGGAUCGCCAUCUUUCAGGUGAUCACUCUGGAGGGCUGGGUGGACAUCAUGUACUUUGUGAUGGAUGCGCACUCCUUCUACAACUUUAUCUACUUCAUCCUCCUCAUCAUUAUUGGCUCCUUCUUCAUGAUCAACCUGUGCCUGGUGGUCAUCGCCACGCAGUUCUCGGAGACCAAGCAGCGGGAGAGUCAGCUGAUGAAGGAGCAACGGGUGCGCUUCCUGUCCAACGCCAGCACCCUGGCCUCCAUCUCCGAACCGGGCUCCUGCUACGACGAGCUGCUCAAGUACCUGGUGCACGUCGUCAACAAGGGGGCCAGACAGGUGGGCCGUGUCUGCAGGCUGUUGGCUCGCCGCGCCGGCCUCAAUAUCGCCGCCUCACCCCCACCCGCGGAGCCCCAGCGCAGCCAGAGGCGGAGAAGGAAGUCCUCCAGGCAGGGGUCGGUGUCGCUCCAUCAGUUGGCGCACCACCACCAUCACCAACAUCAUCACCUUCACCACCACUACCACCUGGGCAACGGCAGCGUGCGAGGCGCGGCGGGCGCGCAGUGUCUGGAAGGUCGGGAUUUUGAGGCCGGUGCGCAUAACGACAACGGCGGGGCCCUGGUAGCAGCCACCGGCGCCGGGCAUCUGGCUGUCGCCCUGCCGCCUUCGAUGGCAGCGUCCACCUCUGACACGGACCUGGCCAAUGUGUCCAAACUUCCCGAGGGAGCUGCCAGUGCAUCCUCAGUUCGCAGUGUGUUCCUCAUAGAAACUCUGCGCUGCGGCCGCUCCCCGACCACCAACCCGGGGCCGACACCGGGCCCCUCAUCCGCUGCCCCGGGUCCCACGACGAGGCCAAUGAAGAGGAACUCUGUGCCUUUUGCCGCUCCGGGGCCUAAGAACUACCCCACGCUGCAGGCUCGAACCCUGGCGGAGUCCCGGCGAGGGAGUGCUGCCGCCAGCACUCUGACGAACAUGAGCUUCAACUUGAACAUCCCGCCCGUGUCCCUGGAGAGACGGCCAUCGGGCCUGGUGGACACGCACAUCUCGGCAGCCCAGCUCUCCUGCCAGCUGUCGGCCCGGGACCUCGGCGCCGCCGCCAGCAGUGGCGCGGACGCGGCCGCCGUGGCAUUUGACCCCGAGAGUUGCCCCUACUGCGCCAAGGCCCUUGCCAACGAGUCAGAGGGCAACGAGACCCCCGGAGACUCCGACAGCGAAGGCAUAUACGAGUUCACCCAGGACCUCCACCACAAGGACAGGAGGGAUAGCCGGCAGCCCAAGAAGCAGGAAUGCAGCCUGGGCAGAUCGGCGGGGAAGGUGGUGCACUUCUGGAGGCUGGUGUGCGACACUUUCAGGAAGAUCGUUGACAGCAAGUACUUUGGACGAGGGAUUAUGAUCGCCAUUCUGAUCAAUACUCUCAGCAUGGGGAUCGAGUUCCAUGAGCAGCCCGAGGAGCUGACCAACGCGUUGGAGAUCAGUAACAUUGUGUUCACCAGCCUGUUCGCUCUGGAGAUGCUGCUGAAGAUUUUGGUCUACGGGCCCUUCGGCUACAUCAAGAACCCCUACAACAUCUUCGAUGGAAUCAUCGUCGUCAUCAGCGUGUGGGAGAUCGUGGGUCAGCAGGACGGCGGUCUGUCGGUGCUGAGGACCUUCCGGCUGAUGCGGGUGCUGAAGCUGGUCCGCUUCAUGCCGGCCCUGCAGAGGCAGCUGGUGGUGCUGAUGAAGACCAUGGAUAAUGUAGCCACCUUCUGCAUGCUGCUCAUGCUCUUCAUCUUCAUCUUCAGUAUCCUGGGGAUGCAUCUGUUUGGUUGCAAGUUUGGAUCCGAGGGGAAUAGUGGAGACACCGUGCCCGACAGGAAGAACUUUGACUCCCUUCUCUGGGCCAUAGUCACUGUCUUCCAGAUCCUGACCCAGGAGGACUGGAACAAGGUGUUAUACAAUGGCAUGGCCUCCACCACUCCUGUAGCCGCCCUCUACUUCAUCGCGCUCAUGACCUUUGGCAACUACGUCCUCUUCAACCUGCUGGUGGCCAUCUUGGUCGAGGGUUUCCAGACCGAGGAAGUGUCCAAGCGGGACGACGUGCAUGUCCAGCCGAGCGUUAUUCAGCUGCCCGUAGACUCAGGGGGCGAUGCGUCUAAUUUGGGCUCCGAGAUCGAUUCCUGUGCGCGAAGCAUGGAGGACGUCAACGGCAGCAAGAAGGAUCUAUCCGCCUCUCCAGUAGUGCCCGUAAACGGCCACGUGGACCUGAAGACCAGUCUGACUCCGCCUCUAAUCACCCACACGGCUGCCACCCCCAUGCCGGUGCCCAAGUUGCCCGCCGCAGGGGACGCCGCCUUGAGCUACGAGCCUCGCCGAGGCAGCAACGUCUCCGUGGACCAGGCCUGCUACGACAAACCCCCGGCCGGUGCUCAGAGCUCCUCCCCUAAUGCCCCGUGGAGCUCUGGGAGCGGCUGGACCAGCCGCCGAUCCAGCUGGAACAGCCUGGGCCGCGCGCCGUCACUCAAGCGACAGAAGAGGCAGUCUGGGGAGCGGCGGUCUCUCCUCUCCGGGGAGGGCGGCUCCAGCUCCGACGAAGGUGGCGGAGAAGGAGAAGGAGGAGGGUUGAUGGAUGAAGACGACGCCUCACUGGUCGGGACGGACUCCGCGUCCCAGUCCCAGAGACGGCCCCAGCACCGGAGGAUGGAGUCGGUGGAGACUCGGAGCUCCCUGGAUUUGCCCCCCGAUGCUCUGCUGCAGGUGCCCUACUUGAACCGCUCAGCCAGUAUGCACAGCUCCAGGCCCCCCUCACAGGGACAAUUACUGCCCCAGGAACACAGCGGCUGCAAUGGGAAGGGCUCUCCGUCCACCCUGGACCCCUCUCACGUCUCUCUGGAAGACACCACGGAAGAGGAAAAUGCCGAGGAGGAGGCCAACCUGAGUCGUUUUGCCAGAGUGGUCCGCUGGCUGGAAAAGAAACAGCCAGAGUGGUGUCGACAGAGGGACACCUGGUCACUCUACCUCUUCCCUCCAGAAUCGAGGUUCCGAUUUCUGUGCAACAGGAUCAUCAACCACAAGAUGUUUGACCAUAUUGUUUUGAUCAUCAUCUUCCUCAACUGCAUCACUAUCGCCAUGGAGAGGCCUCGCAUCACCACUAUUGAGCGGAUCUUCCUAAAGUUGUCCAACUACAUCUUCACGGCGAUCUUCGUGGCUGAGAUGGCUAUAAAGAUUGUGGCUCUGGGCUGGUGUUUGGGGAACAAGUCCUACCUGAGGAGCAGCUGGAACAUUCUGGAUGGGAUGCUGGUGUUGAUCUCCGUCAUCGACAUUCUGGUUUCCCUCCUCUCCAACUCUGGUACCAAGAUCCUGGGCAUGCUCAGAGUGCUGCGGCUGCUGAGGACCCUGAGGCCCCUGCGGGUGAUCAGCAGAGCCCCGGGGCUGAAGCUGGUGGUGGAGACUCUGAUGUCGUCGCUGAAGCCCAUCGGCAACAUCGUGGUCAUCUGCUGCGCCUUCUUCAUUAUCUUUGGCAUCCUGGGAGUACAGCUCUUCAAAGGGAAGUUCUUCGUUUGUGUCGGAGAUGACAUCAUGAACAUCACCAACAAGUCAGACUGUUUGCUCAACAAAAACAAAUGGGAGAGACACAAAUACAACUUUGACAACCUGGGACAGGCUUUGAUGUCUCUGUUUGUUCUGGCAUCAAAAGAUGGCUGGGUUGACAUAAUGUAUAACGGACUGGACGCUGUCGGAGUUGACAAACAGCCGGUAAUGAACCACAACCCGUGGAUGCUGCUCUACUUCAUCUCCUUCCUGCUGAUCGUGGCCUUCUUUGUGCUCAACAUGUUCGUUGGCGUCGUGGUCGAAAACUUCCACAAGUGCCGGCGCCACCAGGAGGCCGCCGAGGCCAAGCUCCGGGAGGAAAAGAGACUGAAGCGCAUGGAGAAAAAGAGACGGAAUUUAUUGGUUCCUGGGGUGAGUUGGGCCCUCUCUCAAGGCACACUGAAAGAAGCUCAGAGUAAGCCCUACUACUCAGAUUACUCCCCCACUCGCCUUGUCAUCCACAAGAUGUGCACCAGCCAAUACCUGGACCUGUUCAUCACCAUCAUCAUUGGGCUCAACGUCAUCACCAUGUCCAUGGAGCACUACCAGCAGCCCAAGGAAUUGAAGAAGGCACUGACCAUCUGUAACUACAUCUUCACCAUCAUCUUUGUCCUGGAGUCUGUCUUCAAGUUGGUGGCCUUCGGCCUACGGCGCUUCUUCAAGGACAAGUGGAACCAGCUGGAUCUGGCCAUCGUGCUGCUGUCCAUCAUGGGCAUCAUCCUGGAGGAGAUUGAUGGCAACGCACUGCCCAUCAACCCGACCAUCAUCCGCAUCAUGAGAGUGCUGAGGAUCGCACGAGUUUUGAAACUCUUGAAGAUGGCGGUUGGGAUGAGAGCUUUGCUGGACACCGUAAUGCAAGCCCUGCCUCAGGUGGGGAAUCUGGGUCUUCUCUUCAUGCUUCUCUUCUUUAUUUUUGCAGCGCUCGGGGUGGAGCUGUUUGGUGACUUGAUCUGUGAUGAAUUACAUCCAUGUGAAGGUCUGGGGCGCUAUGCAACGUUCAAAAACUUUGGGAUGGCCUUCCUACUGCUCUUCAGAGUUUCCACUGGAGACAACUGGAAUGGAAUAAUGAAGGACACAUUAAGGAACUGCGGCCAGAACAGCACUUGCUACAACACCGUGGUCUCCCCCCUCUACUUUGUCUCCUUCGUUUUGACCGCUCAGUUUGUCCUGGUCAACGUCGUCAUUGCCGUACUGAUGAAACACCUGGAGGAGAGCAACAAGGAGGCCAAGGAGGAGGCGGAGUUGGCCGAGGCGGAGCUGGAGCUGGAGCGCCAGGUGCAAGGGGGAGACAUGGCGACGAGGUCGCCCCAGAUCAACCCACUGGCAAGGGCCACGGACAGGUUGAGCUCAGGGAGUUCCCCCUUGAGGGCCGCGGGCGUAGGGUGCGUGGACCAGGAAAGAGAGUGUCCUAUGGGCCUGCCCACUGCUGAUAUAACCAGAGACUCUGUAAACAUCAGAGCAGACCCCCCUUCGAGCCUGGAGCCCACGCUGGAGUUUGUCCAGCGGAGAGCACAGUUUGACUCGGUCUCCCUGGUCAUCCGGGGUUCAAUGGAGGGAGAGUUGAGUUUGAUGGACAACCUGUCCGGCUCCAUCUGCUACUUCUACGCGCUGCCCGCCAGCCACCGACACAGCAGGCACUGCAGCGACAAGAAGCCGGAGCAGCUGGAUCCUGUGGAGCCGCUGGAGGAAAACCUGCUGAGUGUCAGGAAGCCCGCGGUGGGACGCACACACUCCCUGCCCAACGACAGCUACAUGUUCUUUCCCCUGCAGCCAGUGGGCAACGCGGGCCCGACUCCAGCAGGGACACAGGAGCCUCAGCGCAUACUAGGAACCCACAGCGGCCAAUCAGGUUCCAGCAGCUCAGUGCGUUCCCAACCAGAGGAGCGUUCCCAGCAGCUCAACGUCCCCGCAGACCUCUUCAGACCCAUCAGCCCCAUCGGCCAAUCCGACUCGGAGAUCAUACCGCGCCUCCCCCCCCCCAGACGCGCACACACGUUCAGUCGAACGCUCCGCAGACAGGUCGCAGUGUCUACUGAUUCUCAGGAGGCCCUGUGCUCAGACGGAAGGGACAGCAACGAGGGACUCGUGAACGUGGCCUCUCUGGGCCCCCCUCCAUCCCCCUGCUCUCAUCAUUAUCAGCAGCCUGCUCUGUGCCGGGUCCCCGGCGCCUUGCCUAAACCCUUGCGGCCCAGCAGCGUGCACACGCAGCUUCAUGACCAGCACUGCCUCGCCGCCCAUCUCCCUACCUCCCCCUCGCCUCCCCCGCUCUUACCAGCCAGGCCGCGCCAACCGGAGGAGGCCUCGGUGGAUCAGGAGGUGUCCCUCAUCACCGAUGCAGCGUUGGCCGGCAGCGACGACGUGACAACGGAGGCCGGAGGCCACGCAGGUGCUGAGGCCUACAGCAACGGUGCCGGCUGCCAGGAGAGCCGCAGUCCGAGCCCGAGGCCGCUGAAGAGGUUCCACAGCGCCGAGACGCACGGCCCGAGCGGCCCGCCGCCACGCCCCCGCCCUUACUCCUGGUUGGACGACCCCCAGUGUAACUCUGUUGAGGCGCGCUCCUCGGCAAGCUCCAGCCCCCGGCGCGACCCCACGUCCACCUCCUCUGGCUUCGUGUCGCGUGCCAAUAGCCUGCAGAUCCACAGCCAGAACCCCGCUCCGAGCUCGCUGCCGUCCCCCCGACACAAGAAGAAGAUGAGUCCGCCGUGCAUCUCUGUGGACCCCCCUGACAGACAGGAGGGCCCCUACCCGGGCAUGGGGCUGGGGGGUUUAGGAAUGCCCCCUCCUCUGCCCAACAGGGACACCUGCCUGAGGAGGAGAGCGCAUUCCAUGGACUCCAAGGACUCCUUUGACAUGGGAGUUGGAGAGGGUUCGGGACAGGACGGAGGCUCGCCAAGCCCCAACGCCAAGCUACUGACUCUUCCUAAAGAAGACAAGCCCUGAGCACUGAACACUGAUACGGCAACACGAGGAGACACACAAACACGCACACAGCUGGACGAACCAUUCUCACACACAACACACACGAUGCACCCUGUGUAUCUGUGAUGGUGAUAGUUCUAGUAAUAAUGCUGUAGAGAGUAAUAAAGGUCAAACUACAACAAAUGGUAAAAACAUCCUUGGUUUCAUAAGGAGUGCAGUACUGUAGUAGUGUGACCAUUUCUUGUCUUUGUAUUGUUACUGCCAAAAGAGUCAGAGAAGAAGAGAACACAGGAAACAAAAAAUCAAACAUGACUGUUUCUCUUUUGCUACGUCUGCAUGCCACUGGCUGCAGCUUGACCCCAUAACCUCUGGUGUGACAUCAGCCCCUGUGAUUUGGCGCCCUCUGAACUACCCGGUGUUACACAGGAGCGGCUUUGCCCGGUCAGUGGAGGUACAAAGCAAUAUGAACGUUUUAGAGACACUAUUUUCUUAAAUUAUUGGGCCAUUGUGUUUGUACAGGGUGUUGUUUAUUUUUAUUUCAUUUGAAUGUUUUUUUCAUGCAUUUUAUGUGCUUUUUCUUUUGUCAAAAUGGUUCGUCCUUGUCCUUUUUUAAUGUAGGAUAUUUCUAUCUUUCUUGGUUUACUGAGGAAAGUGGACGUUUUUGUGCUGAAAACCAUGUAUUUGUAGGAAUAAUAUAUAAAUAUG